GUGACGUAAUAGCUGCGUGCAUAGCGGGUUACAUCACAAAGCUCUCCGGUAGUUCCGUCCGUCGCUGAGGUUUAUAAAAGCGCGGAGUUCCGCUGGAACUUGAAGACGACUCAGGCGCGAUGUCUGCUCUGGACGAAAGCGGGUCCAAACUGUUGAGGAAGGCCAAGGAGAACCCCUUCGUCCCCGCGGGACUGGCAGGAUUCUGUGCCAUCGCCGGCUACAGACUAUGGAAGCUGAAGGACCGUGGAAACACCAAGAUGUCCAUCCACCUCAUCCACACACGUGUCGCCGCGCAGGGCUUUGUGGUGGGAUCCAUCAUCGUUGGAGUCUUGUAUUCCAUGUACAGAGAUUACGUGGUGAAACCCCGAGAAGCAGCAGCAGCGCUGAAGAACAAGGGGACAUGAAGCCCUGAUAACGUCGCCGUGUAGCCUAUUUAUUUCUACAGCAGCUCACCUCCCUGUCAGUAAUUCACUUGCUAGAGAUCACCGCCUGAGCCAACAGCCGCGCCUGGACGCGGGGAGCGCGCCGACCGUAAUGACACUGAAACUGUGUGUGCAGUGAAACAUUUCCCGUCUAAUGUACCAGAUGCGUUUCCCCUGACCACUGGUUUAAGGGUUUGGUUCAGCUGGAGGGGCCGUGAAAGUCCUGUUUGUCUGUGGUGACCGUAGAAAACAGUUCUGUGGGAACCCACGGAGCGUGUUGGUCGCGCCGCGUCUGUCUCCACCCAUGUCCUGCUGUUGGCCUCAGGCUCUCAGAAUCCACUGCUCUUCACUGGUUUUGUAAUAAAACAGCUUUGGAAUUA
Synchiropus splendidus (mandarinfish) is the source of this 802-nucleotide messenger RNA. It is a transcript of the gene higd1a, whose product is annotated as HIG1 hypoxia inducible domain family, member 1A. Lineage: Eukaryota; Metazoa; Chordata; Actinopteri; Syngnathiformes; Callionymidae. Gene Ontology annotation, biological process: mitochondrial respirasome assembly. The coding region runs from base 120 to 404 and encodes 94 amino acids. The record is from RefSeq and is a predicted model, not a curated record. The transcript has 4 exons. Gene Ontology annotation, cellular component: mitochondrion.